CGCAGUGAGGAGUGAGUAGAAGGAGGAGGGAGGAAGAAACGGCCCCCAGGAACACGCAGCAAAACUUCAGCCAGUUCCUUCGUGCCGGGCUUCAAGCGGGGAAAUGUCUUUGAUUGGGAAGCUGUUCGGUACCGGGGGCAAGGGAGCCAAAGGCCCCAGCCCCCAGGAGGCUAUCCAGAAACUGCGGGACACGGAGGAGAUGCUCACUAAGAAACAGGAGUUCCUGGAGAAGAAGAUCGAACAGGAACUCGUCACGGCCAAGAAGCACGGCACCAAGAACAAGAGGGCUGCCCUCCAAGCUCUGAAACGCAAGAAGCGAUAUGAGAAGCAGCUGGCACAGAUUGAUGGCACGCUGUCGACCAUCGAAUUCCAGAGGGAAGCCCUGGAAAAUGCCAACACGAAUACAGAAGUUCUCAAGAACAUGGGCUUUGCAGCUAAGGCAAUGAAAGCUGCUCACGAUAACAUGGAUAUCGAAAAAGUGGAUGAACUCAUGCAAGACAUUGCUGACCAACAGGAACUUGCUCAGGAAAUCUCGGAUGCCAUUUCCAAGCCAGUUGGUUUUGGAGAGGACUUUGACGAAGAUGAGCUGAUGGCGGAGCUGGAAGAGCUAGAACAGGAAGAAUUAGACAAAAAUCUACUGGAAGUCCAGGGUCCGGAGACUGUGCCUCUCCCAAAUGUGCCUGCAGCCGUUUUGCCAGCAAAACCAGUCAAGAAAAAGCAAGAGGAGGAUGACGAUGACAUGAGAGAAUUAGAAAACUGGGCCACCGCAUAGAUUUCCCAGCUGCUGCAUGAAGUUGCACAGACAAAGAGACACUAUGUACCUUGUUGGGAGUAGACAUGCACACAGUGUGUAGGGGAACGAUGGGGAUACAGGAACUGAACUUGAAAUGUCUCUCUCUCUAUAUUUGCCCAUGUUUUUCCUUUCUUUGCCCAAAUCCUAGCACGGGCUUUCUGAUAUGCAAACCUUGACUGCGGGAGGGAUGACCGAGUUUGACCGAAGAUUUUAAAGCAUUGAUAAGGUGUGGAAGAUGGAGUGUUUUGUACAACUAUCUGGCUGCUGCAAGCACUGAUCCAGCCACCCAGCAUCCAAGAACCCUUCCUGUAGCUGCUCGACCGCACCCGGUGGCAUUUGCAAUCCAUCUGCUCAUCACUUCCCGUGCCACUGCUUUGGUUGGUUCUUUUGUUUCUUAAUGGAAGGCCUUGUAUCUUCUGGAGUAUGACAUCUGGAAUUAUUACUGUGAAGACACCUCCGUUACACCUCUAGCUGCACCAGUAUCCUCAGAAUGGAACUCUGUAAAAGAUGCAAUAAAAAGAUCCAUAAUAAUGGCUACAAUAUUUAA
Xenopus tropicalis (tropical clawed frog) is the source of this 1340-nucleotide messenger RNA. RefSeq names its product charged multivesicular body protein 4B (gene chmp4b). The record is from RefSeq and is marked provisional. Gene Ontology annotation, biological process: vacuolar transport. Lineage: Eukaryota; Metazoa; Chordata; Amphibia; Anura; Pipidae. Gene Ontology annotation, cellular component: late endosome membrane; midbody; cytosol.